AUUAAUUAUAGUAAUGAAUUAGUUACUACAAUUAUAAUAUAUUUCUUUAUGUUCAAGAGUGUUGUAAGAAUUGGAGAAUCAUACAGGAAUAAAGGAUAAGGUGUUAGCAGAAUAUAUUAUUGAUUUAGGUAGAUAGAGUAAGGAUGAGAAGGAAUUUAAAUAAAAAUUGGAUGCAGCAAAAGCUGAUUUUACAGAUCAAUUUACAAAUUCCUUAUUUAAUAUAAUAAAGAAAAUGUCUCCUUAAGAAAAGAAGUAAGUAGAACAGCAACCAUAAAUAGAGUAGGUAGUAAAAGAAUAAAAAUUUCCGGGAUUAGCAUUGCCAAAUCGUGAAGCUGUGUAAUUAGAGGAUAUCGAAGAGUAAUCAAGAUCAAGAUCACAAUCAUAAACUAAGAAGAAGAAGAAGGAUAAGAAAAAAAAGAAGGAUAAAAAUAAGGAGAAAGACAAAGAAAAAGAUAAAGAAAAAGAGAAAGAAAAAGAGAAAGAGAAGAAAGAUAAAAAAGAAUCAUCUGCAUCUCCUUAGAAGACUCAUAGAGAUAUAGAUAAAGGACAUAUAUAUGAAGGUGUAGUAACAAAAGUUUAGGAUUUUGGAGUGUUUGUAUAGAUAGCAGGUUUUAAAGGUAGAAAGGAAGGUUUAGUACAUAUAUCAAAUAUAAGAGAGAAAAGAGUGACAAAUCCUUUUGAUAUAUUGAAAAGGAAUUAGAAAGUGUUUGUAAAGGUGAUAAGUAUAGUGAAUGAAAAGAUAGCAUUAUCAAUGAGAGAUGUAGAUUAGAAUACAGGAUAGGAGAUAGAAAAGAAAGCAAAGGCAAUGAAUGAAUAUGAUUAAGUGAUAAAAUAAUAAGAAUAGAAUAAGGAUAAUAAUAAAUAUGGGGCAAUAACAGGAGUGAAAUUAGAUUUACCAUAAGAUGCUUGUAAAAAGAAAGCAAAGAGAAUAGCAUCACCAGAUUUAUGGGAAAAGACAAGAUUGGAAUAUAAUUCAAAAUUAGUUCGUUAAAUAGAUAAUAAAGCAAUAGUAGAGGAUUCAGAAUCAGAAGGUUUUGUUUCAGAUUCAGAAGAUUUAGAGAUAGAUAUGAAUGAUUAUGAACCUCCAUUUUUAAAAGGAUAAACAACAAAAGCAGGAAUAAAUUUAUCACCAAUAAGAGUUGUUAAGAAUCCAGAAGGUACAUUAUAGAGAGAAGCUUUACAUGCAUAAUAAUUAGCAAGAGAGAGAAGAGAAAUGAGAGAACAAUAAUAGAGAGCAAUAAAUGAAUAGAAUAGAGAUAAAUAUAGAGAGGAUCCUUUAGCAUAGAUAAGUGGAAAUAUGAAUUAAAUGUAAGUAGAAAUACCAGAAUGGAAAAAAGAAGCAAUGUUUAAAUCUAGUGUAAGAAAUAGAACACAUAUGAGUAUUAAAGAAUGGAGAGAAUCAUUACCAAUAUAUAAUUUUAAAAAUGAAUUAUUAGCUGCAAUAAAAGAAAAUAGAAUUCUUAUAGUAAUAGGAGAGACAGGUAGUGGGAAAACAACUUAGAUUACAUAAUAUUUGAUGGAAGCAGGAUAUGGUAGAAAUGGAAUGAAGAUUGGAUGUACUUAACCUAGAAGAGUUGCAGCUAUGUCUGUAGCAAAAAGAGUAGCUGAAGAAAUGGGAGUAUAACUUGGAGAUGAAGUUGGAUAUGCUAUUAGAUUUGAAGAUUGUACAGGUCCUAAUACUAUUAUUAAAUAUAUGACAGAUGGAAUGUUAUUAAGAGAAGCUUUAAUAGAUAAAGAUAUGAGUUAAUAUAGUGUUAUAAUGUUGGAUGAAGCUCAUGAAAGAACUAUUAAUACUGAUGUUUUAUUUGGAUUAUUAAAAUAAGUUGUUGCUAAAAGAAAUGAUUUCACUUUAAUUGUAACAUCAGCUACUUUAGAUGCUGAAAAAUUCUCUUCUUAUUUUUUUAAUUGCAAGAUAUUUAGAAUUCCUGGACGUAAUUUUCCUGUUGAAGUAUUCUUUACAAAUGAACCUGAAGAAGAUUAUUUAGAAGCUGCA
This is a messenger RNA of Paramecium sonneborni, 1993 nucleotides long. The record is from the annotation of a GenBank genome assembly. Lineage: Eukaryota; Ciliophora; Oligohymenophorea; Peniculida; Parameciidae.